GAAAUAUAAGGAGAUGAUGUUGAGGAGCAUUUACGUAAUUAGAAAACGACUGAGAGCUGCCGCGGCAUGAUUAUGGCUCUGCCCGCGCCGCCGCCGAGCUUGAGCAAGAUGAGGUCUGUCUCUGUGGAUCUAAAUACUGACACAUCACUACAGAUUGACAUCCCUGAUGCCCUCAGUGAGAAAGAUAAAGUGAAAUUUACGGUCCAUACAAAGACUACACUGCCAGCUUUUCAAGGCACAGAGUUUUCAGUUACAAGGCAUCAUGAAGAUUUUGAAUGGCUUCAUGAUACGUUAAUUGAAACAGAAGACUAUGCAGGAUUAAUUAUUCCCCCAGCACCUGCAAAGCCUGACUUCGAUGGCCCUAGAAUGAAGAUGCAUAAGCUUGGGGAAGGAGAAAUGUCUAUGACAAAAGAGGAAUUUACCAAAAUGAAACAAGAGCUGGAAGCGGAAUACCUUGCUAUCUUUAAGAAAACUGUAUCUUCACAUGAAGACUUCCUGCAGCGAAUUUCUGCCCAUCCCAUUCUUAGCAAGGAUCAUAAUUUCCAUAUCUUCCUUGAAUAUGCUCAUGACCUAAGUGUUAGGAAGAAAAAUACAAAGGAAAUGCUGGGUGGAUUCUUCAGAACGGUGGUAAAAAGUGCCGAUGAAGUCUUGUUCUCUGGUGUUAAGGAAGUUGAUGAUUUCUUUGAACAAGAGAAGAUCUUUCUUGUAAAUUAUUACAACAGAAUAAAGGAAGCAUGUGGGAAGGCAGAUAAAAUGACAAGAUCUCACAAAAAUAUUGCAGAUGACUAUAUUCAUAUUUCAACUUCCUUAAAUAACCUAGCUUUAGCAGAAUCGAUUGUAAUUAAAAAGUACUUGAUGAAAAUUUCUGAGCUGUUUGGGAAACUCAGGAAAGUAGAAAAUCGUGUUUCUUCUGAUGAAGAUUUAAAAUUACUGGAGUUACUAAGAUAUUAUAUGCUUAAUAUAGAAGCAGCAAAGGAUCUUUUGCACAGACGUACACGGGCCCUUGUAGACUACGAAAAUUCAAAUAAAGCUCUUGAUAAAGCUAGGUUGAAAAGUAAAGAUGUCAGGUUGGCAGAAGUGUAUCAGGAAGAAUGCUGUCAAAAAUUUGAAAAACUUUCUGAAUCUGCAAAACAAGAACUAAACAACUUCAAAGAGAAGCGAAUAGCAGCAUUUCGUAAAAAUCUCAUUGAAAUGACCGAACUUGAAAUCAAGCAUGCAAAGAACAAUAUUUAUCUUGUGCAAAGCUGCAUUGACUUGUUAAAGAACAACUGAAGGCAUCUUAAUCUGACCAGUUCUAGGUGGUAGAGGGAAAGAUACUUCUUUAAUGCACUCAACAGCCAUAAUGACCUCUAACUUGGAGGAUUUUUUUAACUUGUUUGCUUAAACAUCUAACCAGGCUGUCAAUAACAAUAUAAAUAUCAAUAUAAAUAUUGCAUUGAAUAUAAUUUUGCUUGAAUUGUGACUUACACUGUGUGAAUUUCUUAAGCUGAGCGAACAGUGUGUCUGUGGUUAAUUGAUAAACUGUUACGGCAUUGGAAAGGAGUGAGUGUAAUGGAAAGUUUGAAAAUUACUUUGUCUUGGUGUCUAUAUACUAUGGCCUAAAUAUUUGAAGCCAUGUGUGCAAAUAAUCUCAGUAAAUGGUUUUGCUGUUUCAUAUAAAAAUACUUCAACAUUCCAUUUCAUAGUUUCACACUUCGGUGUAUUUUGGAUUCAGUAUGUAUCUUCCUGGAUAAUAUAAAAUAAAGGUUGGAUUAAUAAAUCAUUAAAUAAAAUAAAUUAUUGGCUUGUUCUUGAA
Messenger RNA from Candoia aspera, 1795 nucleotides. It is a transcript of the gene SNX5, whose product is annotated as sorting nexin 5. Gene Ontology annotation, biological process: pinocytosis; retrograde transport, endosome to Golgi. The transcript has 13 exons. Gene Ontology annotation, cellular component: endosome. NCBI's taxonomy places the organism in Eukaryota, Metazoa, Chordata, Lepidosauria, Squamata, Candoiidae. The coding region runs from base 67 to 1272 and encodes 401 amino acids. The record is from RefSeq and is a predicted model, not a curated record. Gene Ontology annotation, molecular function: dynactin binding; phosphatidylinositol binding.